Verticillium dahliae VdLs.17 is the source of this 4500-nucleotide messenger RNA. Its product is annotated as DNA polymerase zeta catalytic subunit. NCBI's taxonomy places the organism in Eukaryota, Fungi, Ascomycota, Sordariomycetes, Glomerellales, Plectosphaerellaceae. Gene Ontology annotation, biological process: error-prone translesion synthesis; double-strand break repair via homologous recombination. The coding region runs from base 1 to 4500 and encodes 1499 amino acids. Gene Ontology annotation, cellular component: nucleus; zeta DNA polymerase complex. The record is from RefSeq and is a predicted model, not a curated record. The transcript has 6 exons. Gene Ontology annotation, molecular function: nucleotide binding; DNA binding; DNA-directed DNA polymerase activity.
AUGUAUGUCGAGUACAGCGGCGGCCUGGAACAAGACGAAGUUGGCGCAUACAUCUAUCGAUUACAUCUUUCCAUUGAUCACGCGCUGGCAGUCAGUUAUCGCCGUGAUCAGUAUUCGGGGAAUGCCAAGUUUGUAGCACGAAUCACUCUCGUCAAAGGGAUCCCGUUUUAUGGGUUCCAUGUCGGUUACAAGUUCUUCCUCAAGAUCUAUAUGUUCAACCCCAUUGUCAUGACACGCCUGGCAGAUCUUUUCCAACAGGGCGUCAUCAUGAAGCGGAAAUUUCAACCCUAUGAGGCCCAUCUCCAGUACUUGUUGCAAUUCAUGACCGACUUCAAUCUCUACGGGUGUGGGUUUCUCGAUGCUUCAACUGUUCACUUCAGAGCGCCCGUACCGCGUUAUACCGAGGAGGGGAACUCGCUACACUUGUGGCAUGACCAAUCAAUCCCGCCAGGGAGCAUCCUGGACGACUUCUACCUCCCGAGGGAUAUCACCAAUCGCAAAGUCAUCAAGGAACGUCUGCUACAUCACGACUUUAUUGAACGUGUCAAACCACUCCGCUCGGAUCUAAAACUGGUCAACAGCAGUAGCCCCUUUCCAGCUGAAGUCCUCGUAUCCAUGUCGGCAAAUGUUCGACAGACAGGACUUCCAGGCUGGAUACACGAGGAGGAGUACCGAGAGGACCUAGAAAGACUGAUCGAUGCAGAAAGAGACCAAGACGAUCAAAGCCAGCCCGGCUUUGAUACCUUUGUCGAAAAGCAUCCUUUGGCAAACUUGGUCAAGACUGCUUUGCAGUCAGUCGAAGAUUUAUUUCCAGCGAAUCUGAUGCCUGCGCUUGGUUUGGCGACAGAGAUCAUCGCCCCCGAUGAGGAUCCAGCCAGCAGCAUUGAUGUUGACGAGCAAAAGAUUAUCGACAAGGACUUGCUCGAUGCGAACGACUUCCCGAACGACUCUGACGAGGACUGGCUUCGGCCGUUCAAGGGCGUCUGCAUCAGUCGGCUGACAACUGGCAUCCCGCACGUCGUCCCUAUCCCAACAGAGCUGCUUGCGAUUGCGGAAGCCGACAACAUGCGUCCGAACCCCGGUCAUACCCUAUCCCAGCACAACACAGCUGCAAGAAAACAAGAGGACAAGCUUAAGGUUCUGCCGAAUGUUGCUUCCGUCCCCGAAACAAAGCUGCCGAGCAAGUGGUUGUCACCCACAUUCAUGAGUUCGAGUGGACCCAAUGGUCGACAGAUAUUACCGCCGGGGCGAGCCAGCCAUGCACUGGGUUUCCCGGUUGUCAAGAGCCAAGACGACCCAAAUACAAAGUUGCGUCUCAGUCAGAUCGACAAAGACAACUUCUCAUCUUCAGACUCGCCAGAAAAACACGUGUCGUUCAAUACAGCUGUUAUGUUAACAGGAGGGAACGGAUCAACAAUCCCGUUGGCUGGAAUGACCGAAGUUGGGAAAAUUGCACAGGAGGCUUCGAGCUCGUCAAACACAUCGUCCUGUGCUUUAAAUGCACUGCAGGCCGUUGCUGACGGAAAGGUCAUUCUUCUCAUUGGGUCUUUGCCGCCCUCGAAGGUGGAUGUUACCACAAGUCUCGGCGAUGACCACACACCGGACGUUAUUUAUCAAGAUGCGUACUACAGCAAUGAGUCGGAUGUCCCUCUGAAACCUCGAGAGUAUGCUGGCAAAGAAUUUCGUCUGGAGAGCAACACUCUACCUUACCUUCCGGAUUUUGAUCCUACACGUGUCUUGCAAGAUGGCGGCCGGUAUGAGGAAACGGACAACCCAGCGUUUGAUGAAGCUCUCGGCGAUGAGCAACGCGCAAUGUGCUCGUUUAGAGGCUGGGAAAUCGCCCAGCCUCCUCCCAGUUACAGAGAGGUGAAGAAAUGGUGGGAGACCAAGCAGACAAAACGGAAGUCAAAGUCAGAUGCCGCGCUCAAGUCAUUACAGAGCCCCAAAGUGAACCAUCAUUAUUCUCAGAUUGAUGGGCCUACACCACGAAACACUCACGGAUUCAGGUAUAACCAGAAGAAGAAGUCCAGUGGCAUCAAGCACGAGAUCCAGUAUAUGAGUACGAUGAGCUUGGAGGUGCAUGUCAACACGAGGGGUCAUCUUGUGCCUGAUCCGGAGCACGAUGAGGUCCAGUGCAUUUUCUGGUCAAUAAAAGCUGAUGGUUCGAUAAGCGUCAGUCAGGAAGCCGCCGGGGCCAUGAUCCAAGGCAUAGUCUUGCUUUCCUCUGAUGGGAGCUUGGCGGAGAGGGUACGACGGCAAACAUCUGUCGAGGUGGUCGAGGAGAUGGAAGAAUUAGACCUCUUUGUGCGGAUGGUGGAGAUUGUGCGAACUCAUGAUCCCGACAUCCUGACAGGAUACGAAGUUCACGGAAGCUCUUGGGGCUACCUCAUCGAACGAGCCCGCGUCAAGUACGACUACGAUCUCUGUGACGAAUUCUCUCGCAUGAAAAGCAACUCACACGGGAGAAUUGGCAAAGAAAACGAUCGCUGGGGCUUCAAUACUACGUCGACCAUUCGCGUUACUGGCAGACACAUGAUCAAUGUUUGGAGAGCCAUGCGCGGGGAGCUGAACCUGCUGCAGUACAGCAUGGAGAACGUCGUAUGGCAUCUAUUGCACCGGCGUAUACCUCACUAUUCGUGGAGCACUCUCACGAAGUGGUACAAGAGCGGCAUACAUCGCGACAUGAGCAAGCUGCUGCGUUACUAUCUGAGCCGUACACGGUUGGACAUCGACAUCAUUGAGGCGAAUGAGCUGAUUCCGCGUACCAGCGAACAAGCUCGGCUGCUCGGCGUGGACUUUUUCUCAGUCUUCUCUCGCGGCUCUCAGUACAAGGUUGAGUCCAUCAUGUUUCGUAUUGCGAAGCCCGAGAACUUCAUCCUUGUCUCUCCGAGCAGGCAGCAAGUGGGCGGUCAGAACGCGCUGGAGUGCUUGCCGCUAGUUAUGGAGCCGCAAAGCGCCUUCUACAGCAGCCCAGUGCUCGUCCUGGACUUUCAGAGUCUGUAUCCAAGUGUUAUGAUUGCAUAUAACCUGUGCUACUCCACGUUUCUUGGUCGUAUCACCAGCUGGAGGGGUAUGAACAAGAUGGGAUUCACUGAGUACAAAAGACAUCAACGACUCCUCGAGUUGCUGAAAGACCACAUCAACAUUACGCCCAAUGGCAUGAUGUACGCGAAGCCUGAGAUCCGCAAGUCUUUGCUAGCUAAGAUGCUUGGCGAGAUCCUCGAAACUCGAGUGAUGGUCAAGAGCGGGAUGAAGCAGGAUAAGGACGACAGGUCGUUGCAGCAGCUCCUCAACAACAGACAGCUGGCCCUCAAACUGUUGGCAAACGUCACAUACGGCUACACCUCGGCCUCCUUUUCCGGACGCAUGCCCUGCUCAGAGAUUGCGGACAGCAUCGUACAGACUGGACGAGAGACCCUUGAAAGAGCGAUAGCCUUCAUCCACUCACAAGAGCGGUGGAACGCUGAGGUGGUGUAUGGCGACACAGACAGCUUGUUCAUCCACCUUAGGGGCAGCACAAAAGAUCAGGCUUUCGACAUUGGCAACGAGAUUGCCAAGGAGAUUACCGACAUGAACCCGAGGCCCAUCAAACUCAAGUUCGAGAAGGUUUACCACCCGUGCGUCCUUCUCGCCAAGAAGCGUUACGUCGGCUACAAAUACGAGAGCAAGAGCCAGGUCAAGCCCGACUUCGACGCCAAAGGCAUCGAAACGGUGAGACGGGACGGCACCCCGGCCGAGCAGAAGAUUGAAGAGAAGGCCCUGAAGCUCCUUUUCGAGACAGCCGACCUGAGCCAGGUCAAGGCAUACUUUCAGGCGCAAUGCGAAAAGAUCAUGCGCGGCACCGUCUCCAUUCAGGACUUUUGCUUCGCCAAGGAAGUCAAGCUCGGCUCCUACAGCGACAAGGGCCCGCCGCCGCCGGGCGCCAUGAUCAGCACGAAGCGCAUGCUCGAAGACGCCCGCGCAGAGCCGCAGUACGGCGAGCGUGUGCCCUACGUCGUGGUCACGGGGGCGCCGGGCGCACGGCUGAUCGACCGCUGCGUCGCCCCCGAAACGCUCCUGCGCGACUCGCAGUCACAGCUGGACGCCGAGUACUACAUAUCGAAGAAUCUUAUCCCGCCGCUCGAGCGCAUCUUCAACCUCGUGGGCGCCAACGUUCGCCAGUGGUACGACGACAUGCCCAAGGUGCAGCGCGUGCGCCGCCUCGAGCAGCGAACGGGCGCAGCAACGCGCCUGGGUCAGGGCCUAGGGCAAGGCCAGGGCCAAGGGAUCAGCCGGAAAACUCUCGAGAGCUACAUGAAGUCGGCCUCGUGCAUCGUCUGCGACGUCAAGAUGGAGGUCGAGGGCACGCUCGGCGAUCGGGCCGCGUCUACGGCGUCCCGCCGAAGCAUCCUCUACGAGACUCGUCUCUGGCCUAGGAGAGGAGGGAAGUCCUCCCGUGGGACGUGGGCCCUAGCGCGCAGCCGUCUCCGCAGUAAUCCGAGAACUCGCAGCGGGGGGUAG